This is a messenger RNA of Opisthorchis viverrini, 3617 nucleotides long. RefSeq lists its product as hypothetical. Gene Ontology annotation, cellular component: cytoplasm. Gene Ontology annotation, molecular function: protein binding; GTPase activator activity. Lineage: Eukaryota; Metazoa; Platyhelminthes; Trematoda; Opisthorchiida; Opisthorchiidae. The coding region runs from base 125 to 3229 and encodes 1034 amino acids. The transcript is spliced from 6 exons. The record is from RefSeq and is a predicted model, not a curated record.
UGGCAAUCACUGGCCCGAACACCACGGAAGACGGAAUGAGGUUAUUUCGUUAUCAGAUUACUUUGCCGUUCCCAUUUCUACUUAAACAACAUCGAUCGAUGUACUAACCUGAAACCUGACAGACAUGUGUGCCACCGUUGUGGAGGCACCGUUUACUCAAAGAAACUGUGACACCUUGCAUCCAUCCGACACUACUUUCCUCAAUCACCUUACUCCGCUUGAGGCACUUCGUGAUUCUCCGGUGUUUCGGCAAGCUGUUUGCAGAGCCGAAUUAAUUGCUGCUCGAAUCCAGGCGCAAUAUGAUUUAACAGUUGAAAAUUGCCGGCUGGCUAUCACGGCCGGGAAAGCGUUUGCAUCCGCUUUGUCUAACCUUGCACACUGCAUGAAUAUGGACCGGUUACCAAAGACAACGUGCUCCUUCUCGGAUGUCCCUUCCCGCUGGUCUGGUCUGAACUGUGAUGCAUCAAGUGGCCUGCAACAAGUCAACUCGUACCUAAUUGGAUUCGCUUCCUACGCUGCUCAACUAGUAAACCGUCUAGACGAACCGGAGAGAAUUAUCGUAGAUGCAAGGAGGCAGCAUGAUCGGCUGUUUGAUUUGCGUGCAAAUUUCCAUCACAGUGGGGAACAGUUGAACUCAUUUAUGCAACGGUCAGCAAACUUGAACACUAGCAGAUCCCAAACUGAUGUCAAUUCCACUGAUACACACGUGACGGAGUUACGUAAUAUGUAUCGGGCAACCGCUUCAGCUUACCUUACUGGUUUGCGGAAUGCUAUCGGCUCUAGUCCCAUGCUGGGUUACUUGCAUGCAAACAGCGCACUUGUGUCUGCCAUCCAGGAAUUCGUUGAACAUCUGGACAAAAAUGUUGAUGAGAAAAACUCUUCUCCAAUCUCGCAUUUCUUGUUAGGGAGUUUCCUGAACAGACUGACUACGUGGGUGGAAACCGGUCGGCGGAGUGCUUCGACAUGGGACCAAUAUACCAAUCAACACAACCUAGAAGAACACAAACCCAGUCGUCCCACAGCUCAAGGUGUUACACUGGAAGGUUACCUGUUCAAACGUGCUGCAACGCGUUCAUGGCGCACUUGGGCUCGCCGUUGGUUCCGAUUGCGGGAUAACAAACUCAUGUAUUGCAAGCCUGUCACCAAUCUCUCCAGGUCAGACUUGAAGUCAGUCACUGAUGCAGCUUUGCUGGAAAUUCGCCACCAAAUACACAACAAUCAAACGAGUGGUAGUACAAUUGUGUUAGCUAAUGGUAAUUUUCGCCUGGAUGAUCAACGUACCAGUGUCGCUGCGACUUCAGCUACUUUGACGCCGACUACCCUGUCAGAUGAUCUGCUGACAAAUCUGUCCGACCGUCUGCUACGCCAGUUCGAACCCCAAUGGAAGACAAUGGAAUCAGAUUUACGACUAUGUACUGCUCGAGAGAGUUGUUCCACGCCAGACAGACGCUUCACUUUCGAAUUGAUCGCCCCCGGAAAUCGGAUCCACUUGUUGCAAGCUGAUUCCUAUGACCAGAAGGAACGCUGGAUGCAGGCGCUCCGAUCUGGCUUGUUGCAUCUUCAACAACCUUCUGGGCAUACCAGUUACAACGACAGGUCUAAGAACCCCGACGACCUUGGGGGUCUCCCACAUGGCACCCCACCACUGCUUGCUCAGUCUAUAGGGAACCUGGACGGUGACCAAAAUCGUAGUAACAGUGUACGAACAACGUUCGCCGGUGUUUCUCAACAGUCACUUCCGGACUAUGAUCUACUGCGAAGUCAGGGUGGCGUCAUACUAUGGCGUGAACCAGACAGGGCGGGAAAUCGCCGGUGUGCUGAUUGUGCUGCUGAUGAAGCUAUUUGGGCUAGCAUCAAUUUGGGUGUCACCCUGUGUACUCAGUGUGCCGCAGCCCAUCGUGGUCUUGGUGUUCACGUAUCCAAAAUACGAUCUCUGACUCUUGACAAUUGGGAGCCGGAACUACUGCAUUUGAUGCUCAAUUUGGGCAACAAUCUAGUCAAUCGAAUUUUCGAGGCAAACCUCACCAAGGAUCCCACUCGAAUACAUCGACCCAACGUACACAGUUCGAGUGAUGAACGCCAACAGUGGGCCAGAGCUAAGUGGGCACAAUGUCAGUUUGUCCGUCAUCUGUUGGCUCGCUUCCCGGACGGAACGAAAACUUCCGCGUGGGUUUACGAAUUGUAUGACCACUGGUCAGAGCUUCGCAAAUUAGCCCAAGCACACUAUGGGCAACCAGAUGGACAAAAACAGCCACAGAACUCCCAAGCUAUUCGUGCCACAACGGACCGUUGCAAACGACGCUAUGCUAUACUAUCGGAUCUAUGCAAUACCCUGGAUCGAAUGCAGGAACAAACAAUCGCUUUUGAUGAUCGUACCAAACGGCGCGCAACGUUCUUUCGCACUGCGGAACAGGAGAGUGCCGCUACCAAACUUCUGCGUACCGGUGCUCAAUUAGGAUGUCCUCCACUCAUGCUUGCUGGUCUGGCCGCUGGAGCUCAUCCAGACGGCGAACGGAAUCCUUCAGGAAAUGGCUCUGAGGACCCUUCGUAUACUCCUCUAGUUUGGGCAGUUAGAAGUGGUUCGUUGGCUGCUUGUCAGUUUCUUCUACUUAAUGGGGCUGACAUCGAUGCACAAGAUCAUCUCGGGCGCACAGCCCUAUAUCACGCCUGCAAACUUCAGCGCGUUCACAUUGUCUGCCUUCUGCUACGCCGACGAGCCGAUCCAAGUCGUGCAGACCACAACGGCAAACUCCCCUUAGAUGUCGCAGUGGAUAUGAAGAACGCAGACAUUGUAACCCUUCUGCGUUUGCAGCGGCUACAGGACGAACAUAAAGAUUCAGGUAACAACUUGAGCGAUGACAUUGUCACAGACGUUUUUCGGGACUACACUUCACGAGCAUACUUUUGCGAAUCAGACACGGAGUCGGACAACACAGAUUUCAGCGAUUUCACUGAGCUUCGACAUUCGAGGAGUUCCCCAAACAUCAGUUUGACUUCCCCAAGAUCCAGACAACCAGACGAGAUUCAUUCUUCAUGUUCGAAUAACCCAACGGUUCAAUGUGUUCGUGUUCCCCGAAUACUGUCCCAAGUGCCGACAGCCGAUGCACGACGUAGGUUCGCCUCUCCCUCGUCCACACACAACGACGCCUGCAGAGUACAGUCGCCGAAAUCUACCAAUGGAGUAAAGUACAUCCAAAUUCGCCGAUUGGCUACAAACGAACGGACCUAGAAUCUGGUUAUUCAUCCGUUCAUUUGUUCGUUUUGUUUUUCUUUUUCAUCACGUUUUGUACACAGACAUCAGAGUAUCCACUUUUCUACCGUAAACCAAUCAACUAUCAACUUGCAAUCAUUUUCUUUAUUUUUACCGAUUUACGUGCCCUGAUCAUUUGACUGGUAUUCUGCUAGCUGUUUCGUGCUAAUUUAUCACGUUACGCUACACCUGGAUCCAGAAUGCUCAAUUCUUUCUUUCAUUCCUUUGUUUUUCCUGCUUUGUUAUCCCUUUACAGUGAGGUUUUUAUCUUUCCUCCACUCCCAGCGAUCUACUUAACCAUGAUAGUUUGUACUAUUUUCACUCUUGAUUCAGUUUUGCUUGUUUGCUGAAGAAGACUGGUUCCGUU